Messenger RNA from Nothobranchius furzeri (turquoise killifish), 3231 nucleotides. RefSeq names its product YME1-like 1b (gene yme1l1b). Gene Ontology annotation, cellular component: mitochondrial inner membrane. Gene Ontology annotation, molecular function: ATP binding; ATP-dependent peptidase activity; metalloendopeptidase activity. Gene Ontology annotation, biological process: protein quality control for misfolded or incompletely synthesized proteins; mitochondrion organization. Lineage: Eukaryota; Metazoa; Chordata; Actinopteri; Cyprinodontiformes; Nothobranchiidae. The record is from RefSeq and is a predicted model, not a curated record.
AACCGUAUAACCUUAAAUUCACGUUACGACACGUGUGUCGGUUAUGAUGCUAGAUUAGAGUACAUUUGGGAAAAAGUAGUGUAGUGUUUAACACACAAACGAUUAAUAUUACGUCUGUGUUGUUCAAAGUACAUUCUGAAUCCGGUCCGCCGUCUUGCCCGGCCCUCCACAUCCGGUUUCUUGUCAGCUGUGAGACCGCUGCGUUCACGUUAGAAGUUGCUAUGCCUGCGGCUAAAAAGGAAACAAACACAGAGCUUUAAAUCGCGGUGGAACGAAAUAGAGUUUGUAAAGGUUAACAGGUGGCUUCAUACCAACCAUCAGUUAAUAAUGUUUUCUUUGUCGAUGACGGUCCAGCCACAGGUGACUCUACCCCUCAGCCACCUCAUCAACAUCCUCCAUCCUCUGAAACACUCAGUAGGAAGCAGCAGCUGUGCCACCUGCACAUCAAGAAAACACACAGAGCAUGCCUCAGACUCCGAGCUACAGUCUACAGAGUCCGUGUGGAACCUGCGGGAACUUGGACUUUCUGAUCUCGGCAAACAGCAGCUGGAUGAGCUGGUGGACCGGGUUUUAAAAGGUUUGAGCCCGGACGAUGUGGCGCCUCCAGUUGGUGGCCAGACAGCGUGGAGGGCCUCGUAUCUCUCCACUCACUCCUUUUUUCAUAACAAACACGGCUUCUCAUGGAACGCCACGGACCCAUCGGCUGUUUUCUUCUCAAAAAAUCGCCUUUCACCACUUCGGACUGUUUGCACAGACCUGAACCACUGGCCAGUGUUGUUUCAGAGCCGAGGCUUUAAAACGUUGAGGAGUAAAACCAGACGAGUACAGUCGGCCUUCGAGCGUCCUGUCAACUCGGAGGCUUACGCACCAUCUUUCAUUAAGGGUUUCCUAACCCGCGAUAAGGGCGUCGACGCUGAAAGUCUCGACAGCCUGCUGAAGAACAAGAACAUCCCUGACGGCCAGCAGGAGGCCUUCAAGAGGGGCUUUGCUGAGGGUUUCCUUAAAGCUCAAGCCUUAACGCAGCGCACCCAGGAUUCUCUGAGGAGGACUCGUUUGAUUCUGCUGGUGCUGCUCCUGGCUGGGCUCUACGGCAUCUCCAAAACGCCCUUCAUGUCAGUGCGGUUCCGAGCCACAUCAGGUCUGGACUCAGCUGUGGACCCGGUCCAGAUGAAAAACGUGACGUUCGAGCAUGUGAAAGGAGUGGAGGAAGCUAAGAAUGAGCUGCAGGAAGUGGUGGAGUUCCUGAAGAACCCUCAGAAGUUCACAGCCUUGGGAGGAAAGCUGCCUAAAGGCGUCCUGCUCGUUGGUCCUCCGGGGACGGGGAAGACGCUUUUGGCUAGAGCAGUGGCCGGAGAGGCAGUUGUGCCGUUUUACUAUGCCUCUGGGUCAGAGUUCGACGAGAUGUUUGUCGGAGUAGGAGCCAGCCGCAUCAGGAACCUUUUCAGGGAGGCUAAAGCUAACGCUCCCUGCGUGAUCUUCAUCGAUGAGCUGGACAGCGUUGGCGGGAAGAGGAUAGAGUCUCCCAUGCACCCGUACUCCAGACAGACCAUCAACCAGCUGCUGGCUGAGAUGGACGGGUUUAAAACCAACGAGGGCGUGAUCAUCAUCGGGGCGACCAACUUCCCAGAAGCCUUGGAUAAUGCCCUCAUCCGCCCGGGUCGUUUCGACAUGCAGGUGACUGUUCCCAAACCAGACGUGAAAGGGCGAACGGAGAUUCUCAACUGGUACCUGAAGAAAAUCAAAGUAGAUCCAGCUAUUGAGGCCAAUGUUAUUGCCCGGGGCACAGUGGGAUUCUCCGGAGCUGACCUGGAAAACCUGGUCAACCAGGCGGCCCUGAAGGCAGCAGUCGACGGCAAAGACAUGGUCUCCAUGAAGGAGCUCGAGUUUGCCAAAGACAAAAUCCUCAUGGGACCUGAGAGGAGGAGCGCGGAAAUCGACGAAAAGAACAAGACAAUCACAGCAUAUCAUGAAUCGGGUCACGCGAUUGUUGCCUACUACACCAAAGACGCCAUGCCGAUCAACAAGGCCACCAUCAUGCCCAGAGGCCCCAGUCUGGGACAUGUGUCGAUGCUUCCAGAGAACGACAGGUGGAGCGAGACUCGCUCUCAGCUCCUGGCUCAGAUGGAUGUUAGCAUGGGGGGGCGUGUGGCAGAGGAGAUCGUUUUUGGACAUGAAAACAUCACGACAGGAGCCUCGAGCGACUUUGACAGUGCCACCAGGAUUGCCAGGAUGAUGGUGACCAGAUAUGGGAUGUGUGAAAAGCUGGGUGUCAUGACCUUCUCCGACAUGACUGAACUAAGUCCUGAGACACAAGCUGCUGUGGAGCACGAAGUCAGGGUGUUACUGAAGGAGUCGUACGAUCGAGCCAAAGCCCUGCUGAAGUCCCACGCCAAGGAGCACAAGAGCCUGGCAGACGCUCUGCUGAUGUACGAGACGCUGGACGCCAAAGAGAUCCAGCUGGUCCUGGAGGGAAAACCCCUGGAGAGCAGAUGAAGUCAGCAGGGAUGGGUGCUUCAUUAGACAGAGGAGGAGAAUCGAAGUUGUGUGUAGACAUAUGAAAACAUCUGGAUGAGCGUUUAUUUGUUAGUGACAGGAUCUGGACGUUGCAGCUGAUUUCCAUUAGGUUAAAGGUAGAUGUUGUGAACAUUUGUCAUCUAUCUCCAUGUUUCUCCGUUUAAAACUGUAGAAUCUGCCAGAGUAUGUACCCCCCAACCACAGUGUGUAUCGCGUUUAGAUCCCAGCACCGUGUUGAAAAGAAAACGCCGUGCAUUUUCAGUGCUUUAUUAUCUACAUUUUGGCCUGAUUUACCAGACGAUUUGGCGUUUAAAUGAGCUUUUCAACACAUUUUAAGCUUUAAUGUAACUAAACCACAAGGUCAGUUCUGCACCUGCGUCUACUGCUUCCUGUUGUCUGUAUUUUUAAACAGAAUUUGCACUUUUCAGUGGGUUAAAGCUGCUCCUGUUCAGUUAUUUUGUUCUGCAGGAAAAAAGCUGUGAGACAAAGAAAGCUGAACAAGAGAACUUUUCACUAAGGAGUAUUGUAAGGUUUUAGGUUCUCUGACCUCCUGUAUCUGGUUUGGCAUGUGUAAAAAUGACUGGCUGAAGGGGGCGUUGUAUAUAAAUGUACAAUAAUGCUUUUAUGCUGUGUACACUCUGACUCUCUGCUGUAGAUCUUGUCAACGGUGGGAUGACGGUUCAUGUGCUGCUGAAAUAAAGAUGAAUACAAACUGAA